Lytechinus pictus (painted urchin) is the source of this 7078-nucleotide messenger RNA. RefSeq names its product glycoprotein-N-acetylgalactosamine 3-beta-galactosyltransferase 1-like. Gene Ontology annotation, molecular function: N-acetylgalactosaminide beta-1,3-galactosyltransferase activity. The coding region runs from base 163 to 1332 and encodes 389 amino acids. Lineage: Eukaryota; Metazoa; Echinodermata; Echinoidea; Temnopleuroida; Toxopneustidae. The transcript has 3 exons. The record is from RefSeq and is a predicted model, not a curated record.
GAUAGAGCAUCAUAAUUCUAUCUGCAGGACGGGCCGGUGUGUGAGUGCGAAGACCUGAGCCUGAGUUGAAUUUCUUCUAUUUGUAAUAUAAUGGAUGGUUUGAAGAACCCAGCGAUUGAUGUUGUAAUUCUUUAGAAUGCACUAACUGGACAAUAAACCAAGAUGGAUUUUAAUAGGAUCCUGUCCCUCUCACUUGGCCUUGUUGCUGGGAUAUUGUUUGCUAUCGUUUGGAGCAAAUACGAAGAUUUCUCAUCUGUACUGGACACCAAACUCCAAUCUUACUCAGAAUCAAACUCUGGUGAAAGCCAGGGAAAAGGGAAUAAAGACCAAAGAAAUGACAGAAUCAAUGCAUUCCUCCAUGGGCAGCGUACAAACACUGGCAAUCAUCAAGCAGGAGUCGCAACAAAUGCAUUGCAAUAUGGCGUGAAUGGAAAAUGUUUUUACUUCACGUUUGAUAAACCAGUGACGAAUCCCGGCAUGGGAUCCCUAAAGACGGAAGAACAAAUUGAGAUUGCAAGUUGGCAGAUGUUUGAUCCGCAAUAUGAUGCCAAUAAGUUGAAGUCUGCAUUAUCAGUCUUUUGUGUCAUCACAGUCGGGGGUUCGGGUAUACCAUCGUAUGGUAAAACCUUGUUUCAGUCGUGGACGUCACACUGUAAUGACUUUGUCAUAUUGAGCGAUACCGAUGAUGAGAAAUAUAAUGUGAAGAAUGCCCAUCUACCCGAUGGGCCUGCAAAGUCAUGGGAGAGGACAAAGAACGUCAUGAGUUACGUUGUACAAAAACACCCAAAUUAUGAUUGGUAUGUAAAAGUUGAACAUGAUGUCUUCUUAGUCUUGGAGAACUACCGCUACAUGCUUCUCAUGCAUCAGGCGUACAUGCCAGGAUUUGCAGGGCACGUGUUAACCGGGACCAACCAGCGUGGUUCGAUCGUAGCUCUGAGCAAAGACGCAGCCAUCCAAGCUGUGAAGGUCUUCCCAAAGUGUGGCAGUCUGUACGGAGGCAAGGAGGACUUCAGAGAGCUUGAAGCAUGCCUUCGUCAAGCUGGGAUCAGUUCCCGUCAAGAUGGUCGUGAUGGCAAAGGUAUCAGUCGUUUCCAGAUGGUCCUUGUGAAACCUUCAUUACCUCUCAAUGCUCACCAAUCUUUAGACUGGGUGUGGAGGUACAUCGAUAAGCCAGAGAAGCUGGGAGAUGAAGAAUGCUGUAGAGACUAUCCUGUAAGUUUUCAUAACUUGAGCCCAAAUGGUCUUUACCUGAUGAAUUACAUGGUGUACCAUAUGAGACCGUUUGGAAUCGGGAACUAUGUCUGCCCAGCAGAACAGGAUAAGACAGCAUAGAGAGUUCUUAAGACACUCCAGAUAAUUCACCGUUUGCCUACAGAUCGAUCUACCAGCCGUCUGUUCCAUGCAUUAUUGAGUAUGUUUUUUUUCUUCCCACUAUCAGGUAUGAUCUGUUUCAUCAGCAUUUCCAUUGGACAAGGUGUCAGAUAGACAGCUUUCCUUGAUUUUUGAUUGGCUGAGGAGCACUUUUACCAUGGCAACUGUCAGAUGAAACGUCUGACAAGUCCUUUCAUGACAUACUCCCCUAUAGAGGUUGAAUCCACCCCACACCAAAAAUAAUGAUAAUACAUGUAGCUGGAUAUUUAAAGCACUUUUUGCCUGAGGAUACAAAGCGCUUCUAUUACUACCCCAGCUGUAGCCACGCUGCCUACAGGUAUUUGAGGAAUUUCUUUAUACUUGGUACUCGCCUCACCUUGGUUGAGUGUAGCACGAUGUGGGUGAAUUUCUUGCUGAAGGAAAGUAUGCCAUGGCUGGGAAUCGAACCUACAUUUGAAGACGAGAGUCGUAACCACUAGACUAAAAGGCCCCCACAAGUCAGUUUCAGUAAUAUUAACUCCAGAAACAGCACUGAAAAAUUCAUCAAAAUCAAAUAUUGCAUGUCAAAGUUGUGACACUUAAAGCGGCAUAUCAACUAGUUUUAAAAGAGGGCAUAGCGUUUUGGCUGUAAAUUCAUUUUGGGGAAGGGCAUUGCGACCAGUCGCAUCUACAUGCAUGGCAGUCAAUGAAUUUGCAACUGUUGGAUUGAUGAGUUUAACCUAUAAAAUUGGUGUUUUUACUUUGAUUUUCCCCAAAAGAUUUUUCCAAAGCAAGGGGAGAUUUUCCAUUUAGUACCUUCAUUUUAUGAAAAUGUGCAUAUAUUCCAUAGAAAUUUACAAUGUGAUAAAAUGAUGAUUAUAUUAAUUUACCUAAGAUGGCCUUAUAUAUAUUGUAGAAAUGCUUUAACAGGCUUUAACAUGUUUAUAACAGGUAUCAAAACAGAUAUUGGUCAAUCCAAUAAUAGAUUCUGGAAUUCUGGAAAUAGUAUUUAGGAUAAAAAAAUUUGACUGAAAUAUACAACAAGUGGGUCUGCUCACAAGACCAGCACAUAUAAUACUUGAUGAGAGCAAGACUAAAGCAGACUACAUAAACCUCCCUGCUCUGAAGAUGGGCUCACAGGCCUAAUUCAUUUCCCAUAGACUCGUGUGUUAAAGUGGCACUUAAAAAGAAUUCAUAAAAAAUAAGGAGGAAAUUCGAGGGUUGAAUCAGCAUUUAUGAAGACUACACCUGACAGGAUCAAAUUCAUCACUUGAGAGAGUAAAAUGACCCUAAUUCUUCCGCCAGUAAAAAUAUAGUUCCAUAGUGGUGAUAUAUCUUUCCAAUUUGGAAAAAGUAAGUUCAGUAGGUACCCUCCCUAGAAUCGGUGUUAGAUUGUCAGUCAUAUUCAUUCAUUUUUGUCAUUCAGCAAAAUCAAAUUUAAAAAUUGAGCAUGGGUUGGGUCGAAUGAAUAUCUUUUGCCUGCCAGUUGUGAUUAAGCCCGUGCAACCAGAUACUGCUGAUGUUGGAUCAUUAAACAAAUGUGGAGGCAUAUGGUGUGAGGUGCAAACAUGUGUACAGUACCCUUCUUUUAGACCCCAUUCUCAUUUACUUUUUUGAACUGGUUUUCCAUAAACCAGUAAAGAAAACCAGUAUAGAAGAUUGCUUUUGUAUUACAUCUUCAUCACCAUCUCCUGAACUGGUAUCCAAAACAACUUAACUCAAAGUGAUCUUUUUGCUAUGGGAACGCUCUUGGUGUAGUCACUUGUUUCACACGACAUUGGUUUCGAAGAUCACCUACGAUCCCUCCCAAGCCUGCUUUGAACUUGUUUCCACUAAAACCAUUAAAGGAACUAGAUGAGGACAAGGUCUUGGAAAUAAUUCGACCUUCAGUUAUUAAAGCUAGAACAUGUGGGCCCUGGUAAAUAAAAAGAAAAAAUCAAGAAAAAUGAGUAGAAUUUGAAAUCUUAUAAUUGAAGAAGAGAGGGCGCUUUUUUUGGUGGCCUCAAUUUUGUUCGGAAAAAUAAGAAGGCAUCACUGCCAGGAAUGAGCCACCAGAAGCCAUGGCCUGUAAGGGCCGUCUGCACCAGCACGAGUUUUCAAAUAAUCGGGAUAGUUUGCUGGAAUCUCGAGAUUGCAAUCCAAAGUCAGCCUAUGAAUAUUUGCAAAAUAGCGCGCUAUUUACAAAUUAUCCUGCUAAUUUGCAGGUGCGGACGCACUCAGGAUUAUUUAUUCACGGCGUCAGACCCUAAUUGCCCUUCUUGCAUUGGUAGAGAUGGGGUUUCUUGAAUCUCGAGAAAGGGCCAAUCGGGCGAAAGUCUUGGGAUUGAGCAAACUCUGAUUGGUGCAGCACCACCUUUAGUGACCUUUGGAUAUUGUACAACAAAUGAUCUGUAUUAAUCCACGAUACAGAUGCAUCCAAGAUACAGUAAUCCAGCAACAAUGCAGUGUUGGCACUUUCACACCUAUUAUCUUCACAAAAAUAUUUUAUUCCUAUCAGAUAAGAGGUCUUUCAUAAUUUUACCAGAUCUUCAGAAAUUAGGAAUUAACCUUGCCUGAAUCAAACUUGCAUAUUGAAUAAUCGCCUAUCUUAUUCUCGGAAUACCUUUAUGCUGUAUAUAUGUACACUGUAUGUUGAUUUUUUUAAACUCAAAGGUUUUUUUUCCAGUCCUUACACAUUCAACAUUAAUAGGCCAGGUUGAUAGUAUUUUGUUUAUGUGAAAGCAAAGUAAUCAAAUUUUCUGUAAAAGAAAAUGAUCACAAGAUUCAUGUACUGUAUAUACAUGUGUAGAGAUUUUAAAAAAUACCAGAGCUGUGCAAGGAUUCGCAAUAUGAAAACAAAAUUACAAGAAUUAUUAAUGUGAGGCAAAUAAUGUGCAUCAUUUGCUAUAGGAAUGCGAGUCCCAUUCUCAUAAUUCAUUAGUACUAUUGAACAACUACUGUACCAGAACUUUAGUUGUUUCUGGUAGAAUGCAGAAAAAUAAUGACCAGAUAUUUUGAGGCCUGAGCACGUUCUGGUAAUUUUCAAAUAUAUUUUAGUGAUCAGGUGGUUGCAAAAGCUUCUAGUUAUAGCCUUCAGCUGUCUCAUAUUAGUAUUGAUUUUACAUGCAUUGCAACCCGAGUUUGUUUGUUUUGUGAAUGACCACGUAAUGUGAGAGCCUGUGUGUAACAGCUGAUCUGGGGCCCCGUAACACAAAGCUUAGCAAUGAUCGUAAAACAUUUUUCUACGAUUGAUUCCAUUGACUACAAUGUACAAUCAAUCUUGAAAAUCAAGCGUACGAUCAAUCGCUAACCUUUGUGUUACGGGACCCAGAUCACACUGGAAGUGGGCAGGUGAUCGUGAAUUGUGCAAUUUUGUUUUAAUACAUGCAGGUCUAUAUAUUUUUAAUAUACAUUAUGUGAUUAGGAUGUGAAUCAACUCUCAUUUAUUAUGGCUCUAUUUUUAAUAUUGUAGAUGUAUUUAGACAUAUAUAUAAAGUAGCUUUAACAGUUAUUUUUUAACAUUUCAUUUGCUUUAAUAAAAAUUUAUACUAUUCCAUUAUACAAGUAUACAUCAAAGCAUUGCACUCAUACAUGUAUAUGUCUAUGUAGGUCUAUAUUGUCUCCCAUCUUAAAACAGAGCUGACUGCUUCAUGUUAGGCCCUAGAAGAAGGAAAAUGUGUCAGAAGCACCAAAUUAUUACAAUGUAGUAUUUAAGAAGGUAUUGUUGGCCUUUUCACAGUAUCAAAUUACAGGCUGUGGCUAGUAGUACAUGUACAAAAAAAUUGAUGGAAUUUGGCCAAAUUCUGUAUGCUUGUACAAUGGACAAGGUACUUGGCAGUGUAUGAAUUGAAUUCAACCUGUGUUUAUUUCUACUGAAAAUUUUGACCACUUGGCAGUAUGCUAUGUUGGUUGCCUGCCAAAAGCCUGUAUUUGCUUUAUUAAAUACAGGUUACAUGUACAUGAGCUUUUUUUUACUAAUAAUUUACAUAUUUGAUACAAUAUUCUUUGCAUAUUCAUUAAUGAAACAAUACAAUUUUAGAAAUAUAUGUUCAUUUCUUUUGUAUUUUCUAGUACAAAAACAUGUUUUUUAAUUUGAAAUAUUUGUUAUUCCUUCCAUAAUAGCAAAGAAGUAUGCUUAUCCCUUUUUCAAACUUGUUUCAAUAUGAUUCAUGCAAAUUCUACUUGUACAUGUAUAUUGAGUGUAAGAGUGUAAAUCAAAAUACCUAGUUCUUGACUUGCUUAAAAUGAGAUGGCAGAUAACAGUACAGUGACCGAAAUUGAGAGCAAAAUGUUUUAGUCGGCUCUAAUGAAAGUCAACCUAUCGCCUACAGUAUUUUAAUAUUUAUGUUGGAAUUGAGAUAUAUUCAUAUCUACUGGGCCUGUUUGUUCAGAAAUUCAGAACAUCCUCAACCUUGAGAUUGAUCUCAAGAUACAGUCUUUGAUUAAAGUUAUUAAAGUUUUAAAAUUGAUUUUAUCCAAAUCAAUAUCUGCAUUUCAUAUACAAUUAGAUGGUGUGAAAAAAAUUACCUUCUCUUUUCCUUUUUCUUGUUGGCACUUUACCAAGAUCCCUGAAAGGCCUUCAACUUGCAUGCCAUUCAUACCUGCUUUGCAUCAACGCAUAAAUGUUGUAUAUUUAAAUACAUGUAUUUAACAUUGCUGCUUUUGUGUUGACUGUUAUCCGGAAGGUAUUGUACAUUAAAAAAUAUUUUCAAUUUCUUGAGAAAAUGACAUUUCAUUGAUUUUUUAAUUCAGGAUACAUGAGAAGCUGCUUGUAAAGAGCGACAUUCCCCUUUAAAGAGUGAAAAACUUGCACUAAUACCCCUUUUCUUUCUUUAAGUGAUAAUGACUAAGUUCUUUAAUUCAUACUUGCUUUUGUAACAUCUUUAAAAAAAAAGAUUUGUACCAUCUUAAACAAAAACUUUUUGCUCAGUUCCUAUAUAGGUGUACCAUUCCUUUAUCUGAAAGUCUUUCUUUUUGCAGUUUGACAAUGUGUAGAGUUAUAUUCCUGUGCAAUUUUGAUUUCAUAUAUACUUGUUUACUUCUAAGUUGUGUUUGCCAAACACCCCUAGGCUACAAGUAGUGUGUACACUGUAAUAAAAAAUGUGUUGUAUUUUGGUGUCUCUAGAGAACCACACCUAUGAGACUGAACAUAAGAUUAAAGAUUGUUAAAGUAACAACCAAAGGUGUUGUAAUUAUACCUAUGUGUUUUGAACAAAGACUGAAUUUAACACCAAAGUAUGACUGAUUUUAGUCUUUUAUGCACAAAAGUUAAUAUUAAAGUUUUUCUUGCGAAAUCAAAUACGAGUUUCAUUUUAUUUUUUAAAAUCUUUAUUGGUCAUACUAUGUACAUGUAUAGUUAUGCACAUGUAUAGUGAAUAACAGAGUCUAAUGCAUUAAGCAAAUAGUGUGCAAGGCAUUUACCAUAGUCGAUUUUUAUUUGUUCAAUUUUUACAUCAAAAGCAUGAACGUGUUCCUAACAAAUUAUGAAAUAUAGCAUUUCAAGGUUAAUUGAAACAGUAAAUAUUUGCCAUGAGACAUGAAAUGUAAAACAUGAGGAGCCUAUGUGGAAUAAAAGACAAAGCUUGUAAAAAAAAGUAGGCUCCCAUUGGGGAAAACAUUUAAUUGUGAUUUGCAAUAUUUGUUUUAGGCUUUAUUUGUUUUUAGACGGUGUUGAAUACAAGCACUAUAAUUAUUUGGACAUUCAUUCAUGAUUGUAAUGCAGGAACUAGACAGGAAUAACCGUCGUUUC